AUGACUCUCCCUCCUGGCGUCUACCGUGCAGACCACGUCGGCUCCCUAUUGCGUCCUACCCUGCUCAAGGAAUCGCGGACGCAGCUGGAGAAAGGGGAAAUCAGUUCCAGCGAGCUGCGAUCCCGGGAGGACGAAUGCAUCCGGGAUGUGGUGAUUAAACAGUUGGCAAAGGGCAUCCGCGCCAUCACCGAUGGAGAGUUUCGCCGCCGGUCGUUCCAUAUCGACUUUCUCACACAGAUCGGUGGCGUCGAGUACCGCGAGGACCUAGCGACCAUCAAGCCGACGCGCGACUCUCCACCAAGGCUUUUCGUGACCGAGAAGCUGCACCAUCCAAAUGCCAUCCAAGUGGAUGACUUUAAAUUCCUGCAGCAAUCCCUGCGCGACUCGUCCGUUGCAGCCACGGCCAAAGUAUGCAUCCCCGCGCCGACCGCGUUGCAUUUCCGCGGUGGCCGCGAGAACGUCAGUAGGGAGGCAUAUCCCGAUAUGGGCCUGUUCUUCCAGGACCUGGCCAAGAUGUGGCAGCAGGAGAUUGCCGACCUGUACGCUGCCGGGUGUCGCUUUGUUCAACUAGAUGAGACCAACAUGGUCUACCUGUGCGACCCGUACUUUCGCCAGUCCGCCAAGGAGCGCAAUGAGGACCCUAACCAGCUGCCGCUCCAGUACGCCGCUCUAAUCAACGCGGCUAUAUCGCAGCGACCGGCCGACAUGAAAAUCGGCAUGCAUCUGUGUCGCGGUAACUAUCGAAGUCAGUGGUUCGCGUCCGGCGGGUAUGAGCCCAUCGCCGAGGUGCUCUUCCAGCAGCUCGACGUCGAUGUCUACUUCUUGGAAUUUGAUGACGAGCGCUCUGGUGACUUCAAGCCGUUGCGCUUUUUGCCCCCCAACAAGAUUGCUGUGUUGGGUCUGAUGACAAGCAAAGCCCCCUCGCUCGAGGAGCGAGACACAGUUGUUGCUCGCCUGAAUGAAGCUGCUGCGUUCUGUCCGCGGGGCUUGGACCAGCUGUGUCUCAGCCACCAGUGUGGCUUCUCCAGUUCGAUAGAGGGAAAUGAGUUGACGGAAGAGGACCAGUGGGAGAAGGUUUCGUUGAUGGUUGACAUUGCGAAGUCUGUUUGGGGCGAUGAUUUGUCCUCGUGA
Molecule: messenger RNA, 1131 nt
Organism: Penicillium samsonianum
Lineage: Eukaryota; Fungi; Ascomycota; Eurotiomycetes; Eurotiales; Aspergillaceae
Exons: 1
Coding region: 1-1131 (376 amino acids)
Molecular function (GO): zinc ion binding; 5-methyltetrahydropteroyltriglutamate-homocysteine S-methyltransferase activity
Source: RefSeq, a predicted model, not a curated record